This is a messenger RNA of Wyeomyia smithii (pitcher-plant mosquito), 4567 nucleotides long. RefSeq lists its product as uncharacterized. Bases 885 to 4046 code for a protein of 1053 amino acids. The transcript has 8 exons. Lineage: Eukaryota; Metazoa; Arthropoda; Insecta; Diptera; Culicidae. Gene Ontology annotation, biological process: proteolysis. Gene Ontology annotation, molecular function: serine-type endopeptidase activity; protein binding. The record is from RefSeq and is a predicted model, not a curated record.
AGAAGGCCGUCGCGUUCGGUUGUGCCCUGGUAUAAAUUCACUGUGCGAAGCACUUUUUUUUUGCUGCUACUAUUCGAAAGUAACGACGACGACGAGUGAAACGGAAUUCCGAGUCUCGCCUUUCAGUCGGGGCUAGAGUGUUGUGUUUUGUGUCGCAUUGCGAGUGGUUUUUUCUCCCUCAUCUUGGAAGAUCGUCGCCGCCCGGAGAAGAAAGGCGAGUGAAAUUGUGCAGCUCUUUUUUCCGUGAAUCGGUCGAAGAGAAAAGGUGAAAAUCGAUGGCGUUUCGCGAAAAAGUGUGCACAACAGCAUUACGCAAGGCAGUUUCCUUGUAACGACACCAAAAAAAAAACAACAUUUUGAACCGGUAAACAUAAGGGAAGAAGGUCCGAGUGAAGUGAAUGUGAAAUAAUUUUACUGGUUAGUGUUUUAUUAUUUUUUUUACUGGAAGAAGUGCAACCUAGCGUGACCCAGCCCCCUGUAGCAGCUCCGAGCGGGGAAAGGAACCAGAACAGACCAGCAAGCCGUGGCUCCAGCUGAGCUGGCUGGUGGUUACCAGGUGAUCAAGAAUAUCGCGCGCGCGUGAGACAGAGCAGAGAAAAAUAUUUAAGAAAAAAAGGGUUCGGCUCCUACCAAAGACUGUGCUGUGCCGUGUAGUAAGGAGCGCAAGCGCACAUUGAACGGGGCAAGGCCAACUCGAUUCUGUUGAAUUGACGGGGAAGCAAGUAAAAAAACACGAAUCUUACCCGAACAUUUUCAGCGAGAGCAAAAAAAAACGCAGCUCCACACUCGAGAAUGAGGAAUUGCUGCCAGUAGGCCACGGAUUAUAGUUUUUGUGUUUGUUUUUUUUUUGUGAGGUUAGCCCAGAACGUCGUCCGACCCUCAUUAUGACAUCGUCUAAUGACAUAGGCGGUGGUGGAGGUGGAGCAGGAGGAGGAAGAUCCGGUCAUCAUCAUCAUCAUCAUCACCGUCGGAAUAGUAGUAGCAAUGGCGGCAGCAAUAAUAUUGUCGGCCGAAGAAUAAGCAAUGUGAGUGUGAACAAUAACAACAGUGUGAACAAUCUGAAUAGUUACAGUAACAACAACAACAACAGUCAUCACAACAACAGUCCACGGAUGGAUCUGGACAAGGAGUGGGAUUUUAAGAAAAAUACGAAAUAUCCCGAAUCGGAUGAUUGCGAUUCGUUGCCACCGCCACCACCCCCGGAAGAUGAGCCGCCUUACUUCGACGAGUUGCCGCCCCCGCUGCACCAUCACCACAACCACUUGAGCCACCUGAACCAGCUGGAUCUGGUCGGAUCCAGUCCGACGGAUAAGUUGUCCCGCAAGCACCGGUCCAACUCGGAUAGCAGCCAGUCGAAGCAGCAGCAGUUGCGAGCCAACGGAUUACAACAGCACAAGGCUCACCAUCAUCAUCACCACCAUCAUCACCAUCGGAACUCCAAGAGUAGCCGGGCCGAUUCGGUUCUGUCGAGUGAUUCCGAUAUACGGUUCACCCGGCGGAAGCUGGGCGACAAUCAGAAGUGCGGCUGUGCGUUGAUUGCCGGGUUUUUGCUGAUACUGCUGUUUGCCGGUGUGGUCGUUUACGUGGGAUACACCUACCUGCGACCGGAACCUCUGCCGGAUCGGAUAUUCCGUGGGCGGCUGCGGGUUGUCGAGGGUGAUCACUGGACUCCGGAGUUGGCCGAUCAAAACUCAAGCCGGUUUCAGCAGCGGGCGCGAGACUACCGAGAACGAAUCAACCUAAUUAUGCGACGAUCUGACCUACGGGAACCGUACGAGGGUAGCGAGAUCCUCGCCCUGGAUGGCAACGAAGGCGAGGACGUGACGCUACACUUUGCAAUGUAUUUUGACCCGUAUGCGGAUCUGGUAUCCACCGCCGACCUUCACUCGAUUCUGAUGGAAGAGAUAACGUCCGAUCAUCCUCGCUACCUGCGCAACCUAACCAUCGAUCCGUCCAGUUUGAUCAUCAAGGAAGUGCUCGGACAGUUUGACGAUAUUCCAGGAACUUCCUCGUCUCCGCUGGGUGGUAAAGAUGAUGUUAUCAACGAGAUUAUCACCACGAUGCGACCACCUCGAAAGUGUGAACCACUGCGUCUCAGCUACUGCCGCUCGGUAGGUUACAACUUUACCACCUAUCCGAACAUCUUCGGCCACGGAUCGGUAGAGGAAGUCGAAGCCGACCUGAUAUCGUUCCGUGAGCUGGUGGAUGCCGAAUGCUUCCGACAGGCAUUCGACUUCAUCUGCCGAUUGUUGCAACCCCCGUGCGAAUAUCGCCGUAUUGAGGAACCGACUCCGGGAAAGAUAUGCCGCCAGUAUUGUCAGGCGUUCUGGAAUGGGUGCGGCGAUCGACUGCCGGAGCGGUUCAAGAAGUACAUGGAUUGCGAACGGUUUCCGGAGUCCACGGCAAUACAGUCUUGCCACAGUCGUCCUGGUUGUGCAACGGAGCUGCAAUCCAACGCUCUCUCGUCCCGGUUGUGCGAUGGAGUUGCUGACUGUCCGGAUUUGUCCGAUGAGAACACGUGCACCUUCUGCCCGUACGGUGCGAUCUACUGCGGCCGGGGUAGAGUUUGCUACGCCCGGAACGCUCGCUGCGAUGGCAAGAUGGACUGUCCGGACGGGAGUGAUGAGAAGGAUUGUCUCUCGAUUUCACCUCAGGUAACGUAUUUGACGUUCCCGGCACCGAUCGUGCCGUACCGGCCUCGCUUCUACUCGGAAGGGUACGCUGUCUUCUCGGAGAAGGGAAUCACCGGAAAGUUAUGCUCCGUUGGGAUGGAGACCAAUGAGUACGUGCGUAAUACCGUGGCUGAAUCGCUGUGCAAAGCGCUCGGCUACGAAAGGGUCGAAUAUUCGGAGGUGCGAAAUGAUACGGAACCCAACACCAGCUACGUGCGAGUGCUGGACCCGCGAGCUUCGGAGAUCAGCUUUGUACGAACGACCUGCCAGAGCAAGCAAUCGCUGUACGUGGGCUGCGGACAGCUGGAGUGCGGAGUUCAGUCGGCUCUGCCGAGUAAUCCAAAUGUGGGACUGUCCAAAAUGGCCGCUCCUGGGGAUUGGCCAUGGUUGGCAGCGCUGUUCCGUGCGGAUACGCACGUUUGCGAUGGGACUUUGGUGUCGUCUGAUUGGGUUUUGACGACGGAGUCAUGCUUCCAGGGCCAACCCAAAGCGACAUGGAUUGCCAUGUUUGGUGCAGUGCGAUUAUCUUCUAAUGCUCCCUGGACUCAACGACGACGAAUUAUUGGUAUGGUGAAAUCCCCGGUCGAGGGCAGCACGGCGGCAUUAGUGCGCCUAGAAAACCCUGUCGUUUACUCGGACUUCGUCCGUCCUAUCUGCCUACCGGACAUCCCGCUGAAGGAAACCAUCGAUCGGAGCGACCUGGUCACUCCAACUCCCCACGCCGCACGAUUCUCUAAGGCACGCCAGCGGAAACGCAUCAAGGAAUACCGCCAGUACUUCGAGACACCCGGUGAGGAGGACCCUUCCGAAGACUACGGCGAAGCCACGGAAGCAACUCGCUACUCAAUCAACGAAUUCGCAGCCGAAUUCGCAGACGAAGGCGAUCAAAUCCCGAAAGCCGAAGCCGUUGGUGCCGUCAGCGGUGCCCGGAACGCGUAUCCCCUGCCGGAAAAUUCCCCCCAAACCAACAACUACAUUUCCCCCCUGAACCACAUCGGAAGCAGCUUCCAGCCGCCCAAACCGAAGCAGUCCGUGUGGACAAAUUGCAACACGCUCGGCUGGAGCCGCCAGCGAGAUCAUCUGCAGCGAGUUCAGCUUAAAAUAAGCGACAUGAAACCCUGUGAGAACGUUUCGAUCGCCACCGUUAACAGCAUGUGCACGGAAGCGGCCUACCACAAGCAGGACUGCAGCGAAGAAGAGUUCGCCGGUAGUCCCGUCGUUUGUUUACUCUCGACCGAACGGAAAUGGGCCCUGGUAGGGGUUGCCUCCUGGCGGAUAGCGUGUGCUCCCAACGGAGUUGCCCGGCCCCGAAUGUACGAUAAAAUUACAUCCAAUAGCCAAUGGAUCCGAGAAAUUAUUGCCGCCUCGGUGUAGCCUCCGGCAGGGUCUGCGUGAUCAAAUUAUGUGCAAAUAUUUAGCUUAUAAACGUGUGUAUGUUUGCGCGUGUAUGUGUGUGCGUUCGGGUCAACACAGCAGGACCAAGGCGGUGUGAAGUCUCGAAGUCCCAACUUUCCCGGAAGAAAAAGAAGAGAAGGUAAUUUUUUCAUUACUUCAUUGGCCAUUCGUUCUUCCGCCCCGGAAGUGACAUCGAUCGUGACUUUCACUGCGCAGCCGUCGGCUGAAAUGUAUAGUAAAAAAGAAAAACCUUCGAGUUGAGUUUAAAAAGUGCACGGCUUUAGGAACCUCGACAUCUCGUGGGAAUGAUUUAUUUUUUUUAUGAGUUACGUUAACCGGUGUAUUAUAGUUGGAGCAAAAUUUAAACCCAAGCUGUUUUAAAGUUAUUUUUAAAUGUUAAUUGUUACGUUACGUUACUCAAUGAUUCGUAAAACCUAGACUGCUUCUUAAGAAAUGCGAAACCCAAAACGGAAACCCAAAUUUAGGCAAUAAAGCAAACA